Messenger RNA from Alexandromys fortis (reed vole), 858 nucleotides. Its product is annotated as glyceraldehyde-3-phosphate dehydrogenase-like. Gene Ontology annotation, cellular component: cytosol. NCBI's taxonomy places the organism in Eukaryota, Metazoa, Chordata, Mammalia, Rodentia, Cricetidae. Gene Ontology annotation, molecular function: NAD binding; glyceraldehyde-3-phosphate dehydrogenase (NAD+) (phosphorylating) activity. The record is from RefSeq and is a predicted model, not a curated record. The transcript has 4 exons. The annotation marks the transcript as partial. Gene Ontology annotation, biological process: glycolytic process.
AUGAGUAAUUGCUUCAGAGAAGAGAUAGAAGAUCUUGCAGUGGACUGUCUGGAAAAGAAGAAUUCCUCCUUACUGAAAAAUGCUUAUGUUAUAUUGGAGUCAACAGCACAGACUCUGGGAGAUUCCAAUACAGAAGCUCUUAUUGUAAACAGGAAUGAAGAAGUCGCUCUCUGCUCCUCCCUGUUCUGGAGACAGCAGCUUCUUUUCGUGCAGUGCCAGCCUCGUUCUAGAGACAAGAUGGUGAAGGUCGGAGUGAAAGGAUUUGACCAUAUUGGACGCCUGGUUACCAGGGCUGCCUUGAAUUCUGGCAAAGUGGACGUUGUUGCCAUCAAUAACCCUUUCAUUGACCUCAACUACAUGGAGCGAGAUCCUGCCAACAUUAAAUUGGGUGAUGUCGGCACCGAGUAUGUUGUGCAGUCGACUGGUGUCUUCACCACCAUGGAGAAGGCUGGGGCCCACUUGGAGGCUAGGGCCAAAAGGGUCAUCAUCUCCGCCCCUUCUGCGGAUGCCCCCAUGCUUAUGAUGGGUGUGAAACAUGACAAGUAUGACAAUUCCCUCAAGAUUGUCAGCAAUGCUUCCUGCACCACCAACUGCUUAGCCCCCUUGGCCAAGGUCAUCCAUGACAACUUUGGCUUCGUGGAAGGACUCAAGACUGUGGAUGGCCCCUCUGGGAAGCUGUGGCAAGACGGCCAUGGUGCUGCCCAGAGCAUCAUCCCUGAAUCCACUGGAGCUGCCAAGGCUGUGGGCAAAGUCAUUCCAGAGCUGAACGGGAAGCUCACGGGCAUGGCCUUCCAUGUUCCUACCCCCAGUGUGUCUGUCGUGGAUAUGACAUGCUGCCUGGAGAAAGCUGCCAAGUAU